Messenger RNA from Musa acuminata subsp. malaccensis (wild Malaysian banana), 1137 nucleotides. RefSeq names its product ankyrin repeat domain-containing protein 2A. The record is from RefSeq and is a predicted model, not a curated record. Lineage: Eukaryota; Viridiplantae; Streptophyta; Magnoliopsida; Zingiberales; Musaceae. Gene Ontology annotation, molecular function: protein binding.
AUCCCUCGAUAUUUCGUGAUGAUCACCCGAGCGGCUCUCUCCUUCCCUUGUGGCUAACCGUAAGCUUCUUUAUAUAGUGAAAUUAUUUAUUUACCCCUAAUUAAAAUUAGGGUAUCGUCGUUGCUCGGCCUUGGAAUCCGUGGCUCUCGCCGCCUCUCUUUAAAGCUCAUUUAGAUCUUUCUUUAAUGCUGCUUUCCUGCGCCUUUCUUCCACUUCUAUGCAUUUUGGGGAGACCAGCUGGGCCUGCGUCCUUCCUCUGCCCCGCCUUCGAUAUUCUGAUCACAAGCAUCCAAGGGAAGCUCGAAGUCCAACUCCGGCCCUCUUCUCUUCCGGUCAUCGUAUCAUAGGUCACAGGGCAGUGAGCUUAGACCUGUUUUCUAUAUAAUCCCUGUCGGUCGUCAGUGGAUAGGUAUAUCAGCAGCAGCAGCCGCCUCGUUCCUGCCAUCUGUUGUGCUGCGAGGGGAAGUGAGGUUUCAUGGGCACGGCGACGGACACGCCCGCACAACAGUCAACCGCCGGCGAGGUGACGGCCGACCAAGUCCAGGCCUUGCUUGAGGCUGCUAGAUAUGAUGACUUGGAAGAUUUGGUAAGCAUACUUUCGGUGGGCAUUUCUCCUAAUUCCAGAGAUUCUCAAGGAAGAACAGCUCUUCAUAUGGCCGCUGCUAAUGGGCAUCUUGAAAUUGUCGAAUAUCUUAUUCAGAACGGAGCAGAUUUGAAUGCUUUGAACUCUGAAAAGAAUUCACCACUUCAUUGGGCUUGCCUCAAUGGACACAUAGAGGUAGUCAAACUUUUGAUCCAGGGGGGAGCUAGCGUAAGUUUGCUAAACAGCCAUGAGAGGACUCCAAUGGAUGAAGCUGUGAGCAGAGGAAAGAUGGAUGUGAUCAAUGCAAUCAAUAUGACGGUAGCCCAACUCGAACUUGAUGAUGUUAAUAUAUCUUAGCACACGAGCUAUACUACAAAAACUUCCUAAAACUAGUUUCAUAAUGCAAGAAACUAGUUGCUUGCACGAGUCAGGAGUUUCUUCUUAUGACAAAUGCAUCAUGUGAAUGAUCUUUAUCUUGUUUCGCCUCACUAUUAAACGAGUUAAUAUGUUUCAUUAUAAAAUCUUUGAUGUGAUUGAUAAGCAUGAAUUAUCAA